Linum tenue is the source of this 681-nucleotide messenger RNA. Lineage: Eukaryota; Viridiplantae; Streptophyta; Magnoliopsida; Malpighiales; Linaceae. The record is from the annotation of a GenBank genome assembly.
AUGAAAAAAGAGAUACUCUGUGUUUAUGAGAAUGAGAGGAAGAAAAUUUAGAAGGUAAUUGAUGAGAACAAAGGUAGAAUUGCUAUUACAACCGAUCUAUGGACUGCAAGUAACCAAAAGAAAGGUUACAUGGUUGUAACGGCGCACUAUAUUAACAAUUCGUGGACUUUAAGGAGUCAUAUGCUCAGGUUCAUCUAUGUGCCUGCUCCCCAUUCUAGUGAGAGAAUUGCAUCUGUCUUCGUCAAUUGCAUGCUCGAUUGGAAUAUCGACACAAAGGUAUCCACUAUCACAUUGGAUAACUGUAGCACAAACGAUGCAAUGAUUUCCAAAAUUAAGAAAAAAUUGGUCUUAUCUUAUCUGUUGAGGGAAGGUGCACUUCUUCAUAUGCGGUGUUCGGCUCAUAUAUUGAAUUUGAUAGUCAAAGAUGGGUUAGAUGUUGUGAAGGAUGGUAUUGAAAAAAUCAGGAAUAGUGUGUCUUAUUGGUUGGCCACACCAAAGAGAUUGGAGUUUUUCCAAGAGACUAGUAAACAGUUGCGUGUUCCAUGUGAGAAGAGACUGGUUUUGGACUGCCCUACAAGGUGGAAUUCAACAUUUCUAAUGCUCUCCAUUUCUAUUCCUUACAAAGAAGUGUUUAAUAGGCUGAAACAACGUGAUCCUCUAUAUGAUUGUUUGCCUUCCAGU